Molecule: messenger RNA, 2468 nt
Organism: Pocillopora verrucosa
Lineage: Eukaryota; Metazoa; Cnidaria; Anthozoa; Scleractinia; Pocilloporidae
Source: RefSeq, a predicted model, not a curated record
UUUUCACUUUCAUCAUAGUUAAUCGAGGUCCCCUCGAUUAACUAUGCUUUCAUGUCGUUGCUCGUGUAUCACAUUACAUUCCCCAAAUUCCCGGAAACAGAUUCAUUUCAAUUUCGGAUUGUUCAACUGGAAAACAAUCACAGUGGAUUAGUAAUGUGCAGAAUUUGGCACUACCAAACCGACUGUGCAGAAACUGAAAGUUCGUCAAACUGCUGAUCAGUCGUUCGAGUUGAAGCCAGCGGAGGAAAGAAUGUUAAGCGCUGUGGUGGAAUUCCUUGUAUACAUCAUUGAAAGUUUCACUGGAAGUGUAAUCGAAAAUUACUCCCCAACAGGAUUUCAAGAAGCUGAUGAUGACCGAGGUUUACUUGAGGAAGAUAACCUUGCAGAUUUCACAAGAUUUGAUUCCCGCGGUGUCGAUACCGUCUUUCAAGAAUUCGAUCCCCCUGCAGGACAUGACGGCAAAAUGGCGUGGAAGUUGUCCCGACCUCCGUCUCUUAAAUUCCUUGUUACUUGUUUUAAGACGGUCUUUAAAAUGCAGUUUGUGUUUGGCUCUUCCAUCGGUUUGCUGGCGAUUGCCAUCGCAGUGUUAGAUUUCAACACCGCAGAUCUUUGUUACGAGAAGACAGCUCAAUGGUACAGCAUGCCACGAGUGAUUCAGAGCAUCCGUGUCACUAGCCAGUCGAUAGAAGGGUUCUUCAUUCAGCUUUGGCAUUUUUCCAUAAUGUUAUGUAUAUUUGGUUUUUCAUUUAUGAAAGAGCUUAACCUUUUCACGGUUAAUCUCCUUGCUGCUUUUACCGACUGUUGCUAUCGCCUGUAUCUACAAAUAUUUGGUAUCUACAAACACUCAUGGAUGAGUUACCCCUUAAAUGUUCUGUUUACCUCAAUGGUAAUGACGAAUAGCGUGAUCAUAGCUAAACAUAUUAUACCCGAGCAUUUGUACUCCAAGAAGACCCUAUUUAAGACCACAGGUCUUCUAGCCUUGCAGUUUAUAUUUGGCUUACCUAUUUGUUUCUUACUCGUCUACAAGAUCUUCCCAUGGUAUAACGAAAAAUCGGAGAUUGAGAAAGUGUUCAUCGCAGGUUUAAGCCCGUUAUUUCUAUCGAUCCCGAAAGUGAUUGUUCGCACAGCCGUACCAAAGUUCAACCUAGUUCACCCUGGAGUUUUGCACCUCUUGAUAGGUACUUUAUAUACUGCAGCAGCUUUUGUCUUCCGUAUUAUGCAGGCAGAGUUGGUAAGCUUUUGGUUAUUUGUCGCUUUGGGCGCUGGUCAUGCUGUGGUUGACCUCAUAGAGCGCUUAACAGUUUCCAUGAGGGAUUACAUCUGGGAAUACGCCUACAAACUACUCUCUCGCUGCUGCAGAUCACGCCCAAGAAAUUUUCCAGCAGGCAUAACCCGCACCCCUCGAAGUAUGCGUUUUGUUGCAGACGUUAGCAUUCAACUUGUCCUAACCGAAGCAAACGCCCUAGUGUCAGCGGUAGGAUUCAGCCAAUUGUACAAUUUCAUGUACCCAGAUGACUUCCAAACGCCUGAUGGUUACUUUGAGAGUCUCAUCUGGCAAUUCUUGGCUCGUUGCGUUACUGGUCUAGCAAUAGAUGUAUUUUUUAACACUGUAUCGUUGUGGCUGCAAGCAAUGUACCUAAAUGUUGCCGUGUUGAAAGUGUGGAGGAGUAAACAGUGGCGAUACCACGUCAUUUCCAACGUAGUUUGCACGAUAAUGGUAGUUUUGUAUUUCACAGAGUACCUGUUUGCAAUAGUUAGAGGCAAAAAUAACGGUAAAAAGUUAAAAAGGUUUGCUUUUAAUUGUUCUUUACCCUUUUCCAAAUUCUAAAACAGAAACUGUGGAGUUCCUCAAGUUAGGACAAGUUGGAAGUUAUAAAGUUGAAGUCAGCAACAAAUAACUGAGUUCUGUUUGAUGAAGAAAAUCUCAAAGCAUCGUCCUGAUUAGUCUAUUUAGAAACCUAUAGUUUUCCAAUGAUGAAAUCGUGAUUAGUUUUAGUUUUGCAUCUGAUUGGUUGAGAUGGUGGUGCACAUUUCUCUAGACCAAGCACAGAGUAAAGUAAAGUAGAAGUAAACCAAUCCUGGAUCACUUUUGCCACUCAAUUUAAAAUUUCUAUGUGCUCUGUAAUGCUAUUCCUCUGUGGACGAAUAGAACUCUGUAAUUGGGUUACCCUCAUCAUUUUACAGUAAAUGGUUUGAACCCGGGGGUAACAUUAAGCGUUUCCUGAUCCAGUCUGGGUGAGUGUCGGUAGAGGUUAAUGACGUUUCGACAGUCUGAGCGGAAAUCAUAAUCAGAGUUAAGUUGUUAUAAGUCGACGAUCAGACUACAGUAUCACCUUUACAUUUUGUCAAGUUUCUCUGAAACUAUACUCUCCACUCUUUGACCCUUUAGAGUGUUAACAGGGACCGCGCAGAGGGAGGGGGGGCUUAGCAAAAAUAAAAAUAAAUUAAACAAAAAAUAGUUUAACAAA